Messenger RNA from Juglans regia (Persian walnut), 2701 nucleotides. Its product is annotated as prolyl endopeptidase-like. Gene Ontology annotation, molecular function: serine-type endopeptidase activity; oligopeptidase activity. Gene Ontology annotation, cellular component: cytosol. The record is from RefSeq and is a predicted model, not a curated record. The coding region runs from base 85 to 2481 and encodes 798 amino acids. Lineage: Eukaryota; Viridiplantae; Streptophyta; Magnoliopsida; Fagales; Juglandaceae. Gene Ontology annotation, biological process: proteolysis. The transcript has 12 exons.
UGGCCACAUUAUUCUCGUCUCGCCCACCCGCUUUAGCUCCCAGGGUUGGAAUCGGCCGCAGAAAGCGGCGUAAGUGCGUUAACAAUGUUGUCAUUAGCUGCCCACACUCACGCCAUUCUCACUCUUCCCGCUUUCAAUGUCCCCCGAAGCACUCGCCGCCAACUAUGUCUCGCUGUAUUAAGCCAACGCUUGCGUUUACUCAAACAGACCCCAAACCCAAAGCCCGAGCCAUAUUUUAAAAUAUUCAAAUCUUCUACCUCUGUUUCUUCGUGCUCAAGCCGUACAAUGGUUUCCCUUUGUGCCGUUGCAGAACCGUUGCUCUACCCGACUGCUCGCAGGGACGAGUCCGUCGUCGACGACUACCACGGCGUUAAGUUCGCAGACCCUUAUCGAUGGCUUGAGGAUCCUGACGCGGAGGAAGUGAAAGAGUUUGUGCAGAAGCAGGUGAAAUUGACUGAAUCGGUGCUCGAGAAAUGCGAGUCGAGAGAGAAGCUUCGCGAGAAGAUCACAAAACUCUUCGAUUAUCCGCGUUACGAUGCGCCUUUCAGGCGAGGGGACAAGUACUUUUACUUUCACAACACUGGGCUUCAAGCCCAAAACGUCCUCUACGUACAGGAUAGCUUGGACGGAAAACCUGAAGUAUUGCUGGAUCCAAAUGUGCUUAGUGAAGAUGGAACUGUCUCUUUAAACAUGCUUUCGGUUAGUGAGGAUGCCAAGUACUUGGCUUACGGGCUUAGUACGAGCGGUAGCGAUUGGGUGACAAUCAAAGUAAUGCGGGUUGACGACAAAAAGGUUGAAGCUGAUACUUUAUCAUGGGUUAAGUUUUCGUGUAUUAGUUGGACACAUGAUGGCAAAGGGUUUUUCUAUAGCCGAUACCCUGCUCCCAAAAAAGGAGAUAAUGUAGACGCUGGGACGGAGACUAAUUCUAACCUUUACCAUGAGUUAUACUAUCAUCUCUUGGGCACGAAUCAAUCUGAAGAUAUUUUAUGCUGGAGAGACUCUGAAAAUCCGAAAUACAUGUUUGAAGCUGAUGUUACAGAUGAUGGGAAGUAUGUUCUUUUGUACAUUGAGGAGGAUUGUGACCCUGUCAACAAAUUUUAUUACUGUGAUCUGUCUGUACUUCCUAAUGGACUUGAAGGUCUGAAGGGAAAAAAUGAUUUGCUCCCAUUUAUUAAGCAUAUUGAUGAAUUUGGUGCACAGUAUCGUGUGAUUGCAAAUGAUAACACGGAAUUUACUUUUCGAACAAAUAAAGAUGCACCAAAGUAUAAGUUAGUUCGAGUAGAUCUGAAGGAACCAACUGUUUGGAGUGAUGUUAUCCAAGAGGCAGAGAAUGAUGUACUUGAAUCAGCUUGUGCCGUUAAUGGUAACCAAAUGAUUGUGAGAUACUUGAGUGAUGUUAAGUAUAUUCUGCAGAUAAGGGACUUGAAGUCAGGUUCCUUCCUUCAUCAGUUACCCAUUGACAUUGGGACAGUUUAUGGGAUUUCUGCAAGGCGUGAAGAUAAUAUUGUUUUUAUUGGGUUUACAAGCUUUCUUAGCCCUGGUAUUAUUUAUCAGUGCAACUUAGAAGCUGGUGUCCCUAAGUUGAAGAUAUUUCGUGAAAUUGAUGUUCCUGGGUUUGAUCGCUCGGAGUUUUAUGUUGAUCAGGUUUUUGCCACCAGUAAGGAUGGUACCAAGAUACCAAUGUUCAUCGUGGCCAGAAAGAAUAUUCUUUUGGAUGGAUCACACCCUUGUUUGUUAUAUGGAUAUGGUGGAUUUAAUGUUAGUCUUACGCCAUCAUUCAGUGUUGGUCGUAUUGUACUCACAAGGCAUCUAGGCACUGUUUAUUGCAUAGCAAACAUUCGUGGCGGUGGAGAGUAUGGAGAGGAAUGGCAUAAAGCAGGCUCACUUGCAAAGAAGCAGAACUGCUUUGAUGACUUCAUUUCUGCUGGCGAAUACCUUAUAUCUGCUGGUUAUACCCAGCCCAAGAAGUUGUGUAUUGAAGGUGGAAGCAAUGGUGGGCUUCUUAUAGGGGCUUGCAUAAAUCAGAGACCUGAUCUUUUUGGUUGUGCUUUGGCUCAUGUCGGGGUUAUGGACAUGCUGCGAUUCCAUAAGUUCACCAUAGGCCAUGCAUGGACUUCUGAUUUUGGUUGUUCAGACAAAGAGGAAGAGUUCCAUUGGCUAAUCAAGUAUUCUCCACUGCAUAAUGUCAGGAGACCUUGGGAACAGCAUCCGGAUCAACCUUCCCAGUACCCACCCACAAUGUUAUUGACUGCUGAUCAUGAUGAUAGGGUUGUGCCAUUGCACUCAUUGAAGUUAUUGGCGACCAUGCAAUAUGUUCUUUGCACGAGCUUGGAGAAGAGCCCCCAAGUCAAUCCUAUUAUCGGUCGCAUCGAGUGCAAGGCCGGACAUGGGGCUGGACGUCCUACACAGAAAUUGAUUGACGAAGCUGCUGACCGUUACGGUUUUAUGGCGAAGAUGUUGGAUGCUUCAUGGAUCGACUAGAUGCAAGGGCGCAUGUGAUCAUGGAAGCCUCAUGGAUUGAUCUAUUGGAUGCAUACAAGAUUAUGAAGACUUGACGAUCAAAUCUUUUGUUGUUCAUCUUUCUUAUUUACAAAUAACAUCCACAACAAAGAAAAUUAACCACACACAUGCAAUAUUAUCUUUUUGAAAUUUUAUAUGAUGAUUAUUAGAAAUUAACUGUAACUGGUCUUGUAGGCUAUUC